Physeter macrocephalus (sperm whale) is the source of this 4599-nucleotide messenger RNA. RefSeq names its product adenosine deaminase (gene ADA). Gene Ontology annotation, cellular component: external side of plasma membrane; cytosol. Gene Ontology annotation, molecular function: adenosine deaminase activity. The record is from RefSeq and is a predicted model, not a curated record. The transcript has 9 exons. Lineage: Eukaryota; Metazoa; Chordata; Mammalia; Artiodactyla; Physeteridae. Bases 3035 to 4285 code for a protein of 416 amino acids. Gene Ontology annotation, biological process: adenosine catabolic process; T cell activation; inosine biosynthetic process.
AUUUAUUUUUGGCUGCCUUGGGUCUUCGUUGCUGCAUGCGGGCUUUCUCUAGUUGCGUCGAGCUGGGGCAACUCUUUGUUGUGGUGCGUGGGCUUCUCAUUUCAGUGGCUUCUCUUGUUGUGGAGCAUGGGCUCUAGGCACGUGGGCUCGGUAGUUGUGGCACGCGGCCUCUAGAGCGCAGGCUCAGUAGCUGUGGCGCAUGGGCUUAGUUGCUCCGCGGCAUGUGGGAUCUUCCCAGACCAGGGAUCAAACCCGUGUCCCCUGCAUUGGCAGGCGGAUUCUCAACCAUUGAGCCACUAGGGGAGUCCCACACAGCCUUUAAAUAAGAGCUGGGAUUUAAACCCAGGGCCUUGGGCUUCAGAGUCUGCCAUCCUUCCCUGGACACACCAAUAGUCUCAUUUGUUCCUCCCUGUACCUUGAAAACAGAGUACCAUCUGUGUUUUACUGACAAGGAUAUGGAGGUCCUCAAGGGGACAGCUCCUGCCCAGGGUGAUCUGGUACCUGCAGGAGGAGGAUGGACUUUGAACUCCAAAGUCCAUGUUCAUCCUUCUUACUGGGCUCUCAGUGUAUCACCCACCAUGGAGGGCGGAGGACUAAGCGGCACCUGGGGCAUGGCCAUGGCUGACUGGGGAAGCAGGGCCAUCUAAGAACUGAGCUCGGCCCUGGGUGGAGGGAGCCUUGGCUGCGGUUAGUGGCUGUGGGUAGCAGGGGAUCCAGGAACAACUCCUUCCUGCCUCAGCCUUGGGUCCCAGACAGGAUCUUUACAGCUCUGUCUGAGCAGCUUCCGGAGGCCCAGUCCCAUGUGAGGUGCUGGAUCGUCUCCCAGGGGACCGCCGUGGCAGCUCUGGCUUCUGCCCUGCUUUCCCUCUGUCUGUUCCCCACACCACAGUCAGGAGGAGCUCUUUAAAAAGUACAUCUUUUCAUGUCACUCCCCUGCUUAGAAUCCUUCAGUGGCUUCCCGGGGCUUUCAGGAUAAGGUCCCAGCUCCUACGAAGCCCCCAUUUGGCAGUUGGCUCAUCUACCACUGACCCUGCUCUGAACUGUAGCCUCCCCGCCCCGGAAUUCCCUCGGUGCUUCUGCCUGGGGCUCUCAGCAGGGCUCUGACCCUGCCUGCCUGGAUCUCUCUUCCUGCUCCCUCAGGGGAAAAGGACAGUCUCCCUCUUCUGCUUAAAUGUCACCUCCUCCGAAAGGCCUUCCCAGUCCACUCUAUCUGUGGGGUAAAAAGAUCUCUCUCGGGUGGCUGUUGAGGAGAGAGGCUGGAGAAGAGACUAGUUGGAGAAAUAUUUAAGAAGAAAUCAUUAGGACUUGGGGACCGGCUAUUGAUGGGUAAGGGAGAUGGAGUCUGGGGGAGCCCCCUGUCUCUGGUUCAGGCAGCUGGAUGGAUGGAGGAGCCGUAUUAGGAAAUGUGGAGCCUGGGAGGGGGAGGGGUUUGGGGGCGAUCAGACACACAGGUCUGCCUUGGUCACGGCUAUCCAUCCAGUGCCCAGCACAUCUUGGGCCCUCAGAGGCUGAUGUGCAGAGGGAUAGGACUGAAAGCUCUGGAUCUCUGGAUCGGUCCAGGGGGCCUGGGGCAAAUGUGGCCAUUGUCUUUGGGAAUAUGGGGGUCGGAGCCUUAGCCUCACCUCCUCUGCCUUCCACCCACCAGCUCCCAGAAGGAUAUCCAAAAUAUAGCAUCUAACAACUGGUACGGGCUCUGCAGAGGCUACGGUGACUGAGGAUGGCCUCAUGAGGGUGACCUUGGGGCAGACUGACCAGCAGGGGAAGGCCCAAGGGCGCUGAGCACCUGACCCCGGUGCUAGGACUGCACCCGGGGCUUCAUCUUCCCCGGGGACGUCUCACAGGGAUGGGAGUCUGACUGGCAAACUGGGCAACAGGGUGACCCCCUGGUGAUACCCACCGGUCACUCAUAGGUCCUGGGGUCAUGCAGAAGGGGAAGAGGGCAUGUUUAGGAGGUUUAGGGAACAGGUAUUUAUGUAGGGAAACAUUUAAAUAUUUUAAUAACAGAAGCUGUUGAAGGACUUCAACACGUGGGUCGAAUUUCCCUUUCUUUGGCAAUGUCCUCCCUUCUAUCUUCUGUUCUUGCUUUGUGGAUAACUGGAGGCCGAACCUCCUGGUUUAAUCACCUAAUUUUCUUAAUCAUUUGCUCCUAUUUUUUAUCUUGUCUUUUGUUCUACCUGCUGGAGGAUUUUCUCAACUUUAUUUUCCAUUCCUUUUAUUACAGCCUGAUGGGUGCUGCCAUAUUCUUCCAAAUCUCCGAGAGCUCUUUCUUACCUUCUGAAUGUCCUCUUUUUAAAAAGGGAUCCUCUUGUUUCAAGGAUGUAACAUCGUCUCCUCUCUUUGAGGCUAUUCAUUUUGGGUUUUUAAGUUUUCUGUUCUCUGCAUUUCUCUGUUUCUGUAGAGUGCCUUUGGUCUUUUGUCCCUCAUGGUAAAAGCAUUUCUUGACUCUCUGGUGUCCUUGGCCUGUCCCUUUUGUCUUAAAAGUGGGAAAACUGAGGCCACGGGUGACCCAUGCGUUGGGGCAGAGCCAGAAGGAGCAGAGAGGCUGGGCGUGAGAAGCGGGGAAGGCAGCCCAGCCUUGCACCCUGCUGGUCCUGGCUGGGGGGAGGUGGAGAUGCCAGUGGAGAGGAGGAGGCCCCAGACCAGAAGGGCUGUUCUCCGCCAGCCCUUACCGAGAGGUUGCCGUGUGGCCCUGCCGUGUGUGGGAGGCUGUGGUCAGGGAGGGGAGAGCGCCGGCAGGGUGGAUGGCUGGGCUGGCUUCCCUCUCCCAGCACAGUGGGCCAGGCCAGCCUCCCUGGUGUGCCGGCCAGAGGGAGGGUGGCGGAGGGAAGUCUGGCGCCUGCUCCUGUCCCGGGCACUGUGUGCUGCAGUUCUUGCACCUGAUAACCCCUGACCUGGCACACGACCAGCCGGCUCUACCAAGGGCUUGCCCUGGCACCUUCCUGUCCCCAGACACCAGGGUGUGUGUGUGCAUGUUCAUGUGCACUUUAAAUGGACUUUAACCCCAGUUGUCCCCCUUGAGAUUUGCUGGCUGGUCAUGGCCUUGGGGACAGAAGAUCCUAGAAGGAUUCAGGUCCUGGUUCUAUAUGCCCUGGGCCUCAGUUUUCCCAUCUGUCCAAUGAGAGGGGUCAGAUGCCCCCCCCACUGCCCGCAAGGAGCUGGUAAGGUCCUGCCCAGGGUUGUCCGUCACCCUCAUUGUUUCGUCCCCAGGAGGCGGGGCAUCGCCCUCCCUGCCAACACACCAGAGGAGCUGCAGGACAUCAUCGGCAUGGACAAGCCGCUCAGCCUCCCGGGCUUCCUGGCCAAGUUCGACUACUACAUGCCCGCCAUCGCGGGCUGCCGGGAGGCCAUCAAAAGGACUGCCUACGAGUUUGUGGAGAUGAAGGCCAAGGAGGGCGUGGUGUACGUGGAGGUGCGCUACAGCCCGCACCUUCUGGCCAACUCCAAAGUGGAGCCGAUCCCUUGGAACCAGGCUGAAGGGGACCUCACCCCGGACGAGGUGGUGUACCUAGUGAACCAGGGCCUGCAAGAGGGAGAGCGAGACUUCAGGGUGAAGGUGCGGUCCAUCCUGUGCUGCAUGCGCCACCAGCCCAGCUGGUCCCCCGAGGUGGUGGAGCUGUGUAAGAAGUACCGGCAGCAGACCGUGGUGGCCAUCGACCUGGCCGGAGACGAGAGCAUCCAAGGCAGCAGCCUCUUCCCUGAACACGUGGAGGCCUACGCGGAGGCCGUGAAGAGCGGCGUCCACCGCACGGUCCACGCCGGGGAGGUGGGCUCGGCCGAGGUGGUGAGAGAGGUGAGUGGCCAGGCAGGUGGCGGGGCCCUUCUCCCCGCUUGCCCCGCGGCCCGCGCUGGGAUCCACACUGCUUGUCAACAGGCCGUGGACGUGCUCAAGACCGAGAGGCUGGGGCACGGCUACCACACCCUGGAGGACCCGGCCCUCUACAACAGGCUGCGGCAGGAAAACAUGCACUUCGAGGUCUGCCCCUGGUCCAGCUACCUCACCGGCGCCUGGAAGCCAGGCACGGAGCAUGCAGUCGUUCGGUUCAAAAACGACCAGGCUAAUUACUCCCUCAACACGGAUGACCCACUCAUCUUCAAGUCCACCCUGAACACUGAUUACCAGAUGACCAAACAGGACAUGGGCUUCACUGAAGAGGAGUUUAAGAGACUGAACAUCAAUGCGGCAAAGUCCAGUUUCCUCCCAGAAGGUGAGAAGACGGAGCUUCUUGACCUGCUCUGUAAAGCCUACGGGAUGCCACCUUUGGCCUCUGCAGAGCAGCGUCCCUGAAGACAUCGUGGCCACCUCUGAGAGUCCUCACCCUGUGGAUGGAGUCUUCACAACUCUGGCUUAAUCGACAGGCUUCCCUUUACUCCUUCCAGGGAGACCACGAUUUCCAGAGUCAGCUGCUGAUGGUCGUGAAGAAGCCCACGGGCCUGUUUCUGUACACACAUAUACCUCCGCCUGGCCGCGUCUCUCCUCUGAUUGUGUGCCCGGGCCAGGAUCAGGGCCUGUGGCUGGUUGAAUCUGAAUCCCUCCCUCCCAGGGUGACCCGCGCUGAAAAUCUGGUGCUUAAUAAAGAAACCAGCGGCUGGGGUCGUGCA